Messenger RNA from Anopheles nili, 1977 nucleotides. RefSeq names its product synaptotagmin-4 (gene Syt4). Gene Ontology annotation, cellular component: membrane; synapse; axon. Bases 1 to 1401 code for a protein of 466 amino acids. Gene Ontology annotation, molecular function: clathrin binding; SNARE binding; calcium-dependent phospholipid binding. NCBI's taxonomy places the organism in Eukaryota, Metazoa, Arthropoda, Insecta, Diptera, Culicidae. Gene Ontology annotation, biological process: calcium-ion regulated exocytosis; regulation of dopamine secretion; regulation of calcium ion-dependent exocytosis. The record is from RefSeq and is a predicted model, not a curated record. The transcript has 3 exons.
AUGGGCGACCACGGCCCGGACAUGAACACGCUGGAGACUGAUUAUGUUGUGCUUAUUUCAGUCGUCCCGGCCGUGUUGGGAUUGACGGCAGCCGCCAUCUUGGCCGUGACGGCUUGCUUCUGUGCUCGGCGUUUCCGACGGCAGAACAAGAAGGCGGGCCAUGAGGCAUCCUCGCUGCCCUUCCAGCCGCCUCGACCACCGAAAGCGGUCCGUUCGCCCUCGGGUCAACCACCGCAGUAUCUGAAGAAGUCACCAUCGCCCACCACCAUCAAGCCGCUGCCAGGACAUCUUCCAGCGCAGUCCCCAACCGAGCAGGCGUCGGUAGCGGCCACCACAACGACCACGACUACCAGCAUCGUCCCGCCGACCAAGUACACCGAGGAGAACGAGCUGAUCCCGAAGAAUGCCCAGCUGGAACCGAAAUCACCCGAUGUGUCCGAAAUGGGCGAUCCUUCCUGCGAGAUUGGAGAUGGAAGCGAACACGGCAAACUAGGAGCGAUCGUGUUCAAGUUGCGCUUCCUGGCCGAUAGAAGCGCUCUGGUUGUGUCUGUGGUGCGUUGCCGUGGCUUACCGGGGAAAAACCACGGUUCAGGAUCGGCCGAGAUGAGCGCCCUUCCGGCAAGUUCGUUGUGCAAUGGUAGCGCCAAUGGCAAGCAAACGGCCACCGAUCCUUACGUGAAGCUGCAGCUCCUACCCGACAAGCAGCACAAGGUUAAGACUCGAGUCCUGCGUAACACUCGCAAUCCGGUGUACGAUGAAGAUUUCACUUUCUACGGGUUGACGCUGAACGAGCUCGCUGGCAUGUCGCUUCACUUCGUGGUGCUCAGCUUCGACCGGUACAGCCGCGAUGACGUGAUCGGUGAGGUGGUGUGCCCGCUCAGUGGCAUCGACUUGCAGCAGAUCGAGAACCAGCAGGUGGCGCUAAGCCGCGAGAUUCAACCGCGUAGUCUGAAGAUCCGUGCCCAGGGCCGUGGUGAGUUGUUGAUCUCGUUGUGCUGGCAACCGGCCGCCGCUCGGUUGACUGUGGUGUUGCUGAAGGCUCGUAACCUACCGCGUAUGGAUGUGACUGGACUGGCUGAUCCGUACGUCAAGAUCUACCUGCUGUACAAUGGGCAGCGCAUUGCCAAAAAGAAAACCCACGUCAAGAAGCGCACGCUCAGCCCGGUGUUUAAUGAAAGCUUCGCGUUUGACAUACCGAGUACCGAGGGUGCUGGUGCUUCGCUGGAUGGCGUUUCGCUGGAGUUGAUGCUGCUGGACUGGGACCGAGUGACGAAGAACGAGGUGAUUGGGCGUCUGGAGUUGGGAGGACCGCGCAGUAACGGUUCGGCACUUAACCACUGGAAAGAGGUUUGCAACUCACCCCGUCGCCAGAUUGCCGAUUGGCAUAAACUGCGAGAGUAAGCGGGCCAUCUUGGGCGGCCAUUUUGGGAGAUCGGACCGAGUGUGGUUUCGUUUCGUUACUUUUCCUUCUUGAUUGCCCCCCCCCCCCACACACACAGACACACGAGAGUGGACGGCCAGUAGGGCCGCUUUGAGGUGUACGAGAUGUUUGUAAGGCAACCACCCACUUUUUGACUAAUACCCCUAAUGAACUGAUCAUCAGCAAGAUAGGCAAUUGUAGCGGAUAAACUAUACUCCAACUACUGAAGAAACUCAUAACUCGUAUUCAUGCACUCGUACCCUUGAUAAAGACCGGCCACACUGUAGUGCUCAAUGAGCAACCGCUUCCGGAUGAGAAUCUCAUGCACGUUGAAGCUGCAACGGUAGUGCACACUAGUUGCUUCGAGCUUUCGACACGGUUAGUGGUCUUGUAUCGAUGUUUCGCGCACCUCUAGCACCACCGGUAACAGCAAACAGUAAACAGGUCCGACCGUGUGCGAGUGCAACCCACAAUGUCAACGUCUAUUAGAGCAUCGCCUUCCGUUUCCUGCACAAACAAAAAAUCACGUCAUUACAUCGCUCCACCAACAAAACUCA